Molecule: messenger RNA, 243 nt
Organism: Penicillium hordei
Lineage: Eukaryota; Fungi; Ascomycota; Eurotiomycetes; Eurotiales; Aspergillaceae
Exons: 2
Source: RefSeq, a predicted model, not a curated record
GCAGUGGUAUUUGCGGGUGAUAUUUGCGGGGAGAAUGGGAAGACCCUUAAGUGCAGGGAGCUAAAACUCGGUGGUUCUUGUCCCGAAUCUAGAGCUUGGUGGAGACAAACACUACACCAUCGGAGAGUAAUGCUAUACAUAGGACAGAAAGAAAUUCAUAUGCACGAGCAAGGAUCAGGAGUAUACAUACACCAAGUGGAUAACACCACAAGGGCAACAAAGGGAAUGCAUCAGAGAACAUAA